Messenger RNA from Cercospora beticola, 1592 nucleotides. RefSeq lists its product as uncharacterized. NCBI's taxonomy places the organism in Eukaryota, Fungi, Ascomycota, Dothideomycetes, Mycosphaerellales, Mycosphaerellaceae. The record is from RefSeq and is a predicted model, not a curated record. Gene Ontology annotation, molecular function: protein binding.
UCAUUCUAGCAAGUUCUCGACUAUAGAGAAAGCAGAGAAGACGAGUCGGGCCUUGGUCGACAGCUGCAUCGUUGCACACACUUGACCACCGAAGCUAUCACCUCCGACCAGCCAAAGCACACGAACGUGUUGCGUUCACUAGCCAUGUCCAAUAGCUAUUUCGGUCAACCACGGACAGGUGGAUUGUUUGACUCUUCAAGCACAAGUACCACCCCUGCUUCAGGUUCUGGUGGCUUUGGUUCAACAGCGCCUGCUGCAAGUUCAAAACUCUUUGGCCAUGCGAAUACCGGCACAUCAAGUUCGAGUCGUGGACUCUUUGGCUCUGCGAAUACCGGCACAUCAGCUUCGAGUCCUGGUCUCUUUGGCCCUUCGAAUACAGGCCCGUCAACUUCGAGUCGUGGCCUCUUUGGCUCCACAAAUCCAAGCACCUCUGGCCCUGCGAAUACCGGCACGUCAACUUCGAGCCGUAGUAGCUUCUUUGGCUCCACAAGCCCAAGCGUCACUCCUCCUAUCUCGAGCUCUGGUACUCCUGCGACUUCUAGUGCCAAUGCGAACAACCAAUCAGCGAAGCCUCUGUCACGCGAGCCUGAAGACCUGAAGCCUUAUCGUAUAGCCGAGCCGUUCGACCCCAGCAGUCCGGUCAUCACUGUGAAAGUGGGAACAUCAGCAACAGGCACUGCCACUUUCCACGUACAUCAAGAGAUUCUGCGUCGUACCUCCGACUUCUUACGGGCGAAGAGCAAGGAGGUCUGGUCUGAGCCUGGUCGCGCGGUCGAAAUUCCGAACCACUCACCAGCAAUCUUCAGACUGUACGUGAACUGGGCAUACUCUGGCUUGAUACAUCUCGCCAAGAAGCCGGAAGAAUCAGCGGAUAGGUCUGAAGCUCAAUCCGAUUCCAAGCGACCCACAGUAGAAGAGGUUAUCGAUGAGUCUCAGACUGAAACUGAAUCAAACUCCGUCAAGGACAGCGAAUUCACCGAGAAGUCACCCGAGAAGUGUCAAGCCAAGCCUCAAUCGGUCAUGCAAGACGAUGACAACGCUUGGAUUAUCCUCGCGAAGGCAUACGUUCUAGGAGAGGAACUAAUUGAUGCCAAGUUCAAAAAUGACAUCCUGGCCACCAUGAGAUUCAAGCAGUGGUCCGUCGAUAACGAAACCAUCAAGCCUUUGAUGGGCAGAUUGUCGAACAUCAUCUACAGUGGGACGACGGGGGGCUCUGACGCACGUAAAUUUCUUGUGGAUCUUUACUAUGCUCGUGUCACGAAGGCAGAGCUGAUGCACAAGAAGGGCUCCUUGAUUCAGGACUUUGCGUUCGAUGUGCUGAUCGCUAAAAUUCCUUGAGGUGGCGAGAGAGAAGGCUUGUAACGUCGCGGAGUCCAGUCAAAUGCGCCUCGAGGGGCAAUGGAGAACUGACAGCUGAUGGGUUGACUGUUGGGAACCACUCGCAUGUCGAAAGCUUUGGAGGCAAAGAAGCCUGAGACUUGGUCGAGCUUGCUUGGUGUGCAAUAUUAUCAAGAAGUAGUCAUUCAGCCCACCCACUUAGAAAGCUUUGACGCUAGUGAAGGAUUGAAUAUUUGUCCAAUGAUAAUCGAUAC